CCUCCCUCUCUCUCCUCCUCCUCCACAUCCUCCACUCUCCUCCUGUGUGCACCAGCAACACUACCAGCAGCAUCAGCGGUGCUUCUCUGACGCACCAUCCGAGGAUGAGCAUCCCUCCUGCGGGCUGACUCCCUCGACAUCCAGCCCCCACCCCCACCUCGUGGCCCCUUCCUGUUUUGUUGUGUUUGCUGCAAGUGCGCUGCGUGCUUUUUGAUCAGCGAGGAUUUGCGCACUCUUGGCUGGGAAUUUACUUGCUGGAGAGUCAUCAUCAUCAUCAUCAUCAUCGAUCCAAUUCUUGGGCUUUUUUUUGGGAGGGGUGGGCAGGGGGCAUACCUGGUUACAGUGAGUGUUUAAAAGGUGAAGAGGAGGGGGGGAGCAUCGCUUGGAUUGGAAUAUUCAACUCACUGUUGCAGUUUUCCUCCAGAGUGCAUCCAAAUUGUCAUCGUCUCCCCACUGCGGGGGCUGCUGCGGAUUUUAGCGCCUGCUCCCUUUCCUUGUCAGUUGGGGGCGGGCGGGCGGGGGUGGGGGGGGCUCAGCGAACCAUCCCGGAGCAGGACCACCCCGAAUCGAGUCUGAGAUGCCCAGCCUGUGACACGGCGGCGGGAUCCUCGUAGCAUGGCCCCAGCCCGGAGGGAGCGCAGCGGCCGGGGGAUGCUCCUCCUGGCGGCGGGCUGCCUGCUCUUGGGCGCCGCGCUGCUGCCGCCUGCGCUGGCCAAGGUGUGCAACGACCGCACCAAGCGCGGCCAGGACAACAGCUGGUUUGCCCGGGACGGCGAGAAUUUGCCCAUCAUGGUGCUCAUGCCCAUGAACGAGUCGGCGCUGAUGAGCAGCAUCAGCCAGGGGAUCGAACCCGCGGUGCAGCUGGCCAUCCAGCACAUGAGGGAGUCCAGGAAGUACUCGUUCUCCCUCAUCACCAAAAUCUACGACACCGAGUGCGACAACGCCAAGGGCCUGAGAGCCUUCUUUGACGCCAUUUGUUACGGCCCCAAACACCUGAUGAUCUUUGGCGGCGUGUGCCCCUCCGUCACCUCCAUCAUCGCCGAGUCCUUGGAGGGCUGGAACCUGGUGCAGCUGUCCUUCGCAGCGACCACGCCCGUCUUGGCGGACAAGAAAAAGUACCCCAACUUCUUCCGUACCGUCCCGUCGGACAACGCCGUCAACCCGGCCGUGGUCAAGUUUCUCAACUACUACAACUGGAGCCGCGUGGGGACGCUCACUCAGGACGUGCAGAGGUUCUCUGAGGUGAGGAAUGACCUGACUAACGAGCUGGAGAAAGCCGACAUCCAGAUCGCCGACACGGAAAGUUUCUCCAACGACCCGUGCGUCAACGUCAAGAAGCUGAAGGACAAUGACGUGCGAAUCAUCAUUGGCCAGUUUGAUGAGAACCUGGCCUCCAAAGUCUUUUGCUGUGCGUACAACCUGAACAUGUUUGGCAGCAAAUACCAGUGGAUCAUUCCUGGCUGGUACCAGGGCAACUGGUGGGAGCAGGCCAACAGCACCAACUGCACCACCAAGAAGCUGCUCGCCGCCAUGGAGGGCUACAUCAGCGUGGACUUUGAGCCCCUCAGCGCCCGCCAGAUCAAGGGCAUCUCCGGCAGGACGCCAAAGGAGUACGAGAGGGAGUACAGCCGGGAGCUUCGGCAGAAAGGAGUGGAGCCCAGCAAAUUCCACGGCUUCGCCUACGACGGCAUCUGGGUCAUCGCCAAGACCCUGACUCGGGUCAUGGACCUGCUGCGUGUCAAGCAGCGGCAAAACAUCUACCACAAUUUCACGGUGGACGACCAUGAGGUGGGCAAGAUGGUGCUGGACGUCAUGAACGAGACCAAUUUCUUCGGCGUCACGGGCCAGGUCAUGUUCCGCAACGGAGAGCGCAUGGGCACCAUCAAAUUCAACCAGUUUCAAGAGGGCCAGGAAGUGAAGGUGGGGGAGUACAACGCCAUCGCCGACGUGCUGGACCUCAUCAACAACUCCAUACGCUUCCAAGGUGUGGAGCCACCCAAAGAUCGUACAAUCGUUCGAAAGCAGCGGCGGCACAUCAACGUUCCGCUUUACAGCAUCCUGUCCACCAUCACCAUCCUGGGCAUGCUCAUGGCCGGGGCCUUCCUCUUCUUCAACAUCAAGAACCGCAAUCACAGACUGAUCAAGAUGUCCAGUCCGUACAUGAACAACCUCAUCAUCUUGGGCGGGAUGCUCUCCUACGCUUCCAUCUUCCUCUUUGGGUUGGAUGGAGGCUUUGUGUCAGACAAGGAGUUUGAGACGCUCUGCACGGUGCGGACGUGGAUCCUCAUUGUCGGAUACACCACGGCUUUCGGCGCCAUGUUUGCCAAGACCUGGAGGGUGCACGCAAUCUUCAAGAAUGUCAAGAUGAAGAAGAAGAUCAUAAAGGACCAGAAGCUGUUGAUCAUCGUUGGCGGGAUGCUGCUCAUCGACUUGUGCAUCCUCAUUUGCUGGCAGAUUGUGGACCCGCUGAAGAGGACCGUGGAGGAAUACAGCCUGGAGGCGGACCCCCACGACCGAGACAUCGCUAUCCGUCCCUUCCUGGAGCACUGUGAGAACACCCACAUGACCAUCUGGCUGGGCAUCGUCUAUGCCUACAAGGGCCUGCUGAUGUUGUUCGGUUGUUUCCUGGCCUGGGAGACGCGCAACGUCAGCAUCCCCGCCCUCAACGACAGCAAGUACAUCGGCAUGAGCGUCUACAACGUGGGCAUCAUGUGCAUUAUCGGCGCCGCCGUAUCCUUCCUGACCCGGGACCAGCCCAACGUGCAGUUCUGCAUCGUGGCGCUGGUCAUCAUCUUCUGCAGCACCAUCACGCUCUGUCUGGUUUUCGUCCCCAAGUUCAUCACCAUGAGGACCAACCCGGACGCCGCCACGCAGAACCGCAGGCUGAAAUUCACCCAGAACCAGAAGAAGGAGGACUCCAAGACGUCCACCUCUGUCACCAGCGUCAACCAGGCCAACACCUCCAGACUGGACGGCCUUCAGACCGACAACCACCGCCUCCGCAUGAGGAUCACUGAGCUGGACAAAGAGCUGGAGGAGGUAACCAUGCAGCUGCAGGACACACCAGAGAAGACACCGUACAUCAAACAGAACCACUACCCGGACGCCAACAACAUCCUCAGCAUACGCAACUUCACCGAUGGCAAAGACGCUGACAGGAGCCUCCUGAAGAACCACCUGGAGCAGAAGCCUCAGGGCCAGUGGGGCUCCAUGGACCCGUCCAGAAUAACCCGGGGUCCCCUGGAGGACAUCAACUCUCCUGAACACAUACAGCGCCGCCUGUCGCUGCAGCUGCCCAUCCUGCACCACGCCUACCUGCCCUCCAUAGGGGGGGUGGACGCCAGCUGCACCAGCCCCAACGACAGCCCCGGCUCCAGCCCGCGGCACAGACACAUGCCCCCCUCCUACCGGGUCAUGGUGUCGGGCCUGUGAGCGUCACCCCGCCGACCCGCCCCCACCCCCCGGCCGACCGCCAAGACCCCGACCCUCUCGACCACGCCCCCACCUCUCCCUUAAUAACACACACGAGACCGUCUCUUCUUGCGAAGGAGACCUCAACGGUUGUUUUUUCUACGCCAAGAUGGACUGACAGCAUCAGCGACACGGAGGACAUGGCGGAGGGACGCUACUGGGAGAACCAGGCGGGAGGCGGGGGGGGUGGGAGGAGCCUGGAUUCGCUUGGCAGCGCUAACCUCCGCAAAGGCACGUGUGCAUCCAACAACACCGCAGCAAUGAAGCCUUAGCCGCUCCUGAAGAGUCGUCGUCUUUUUUUUCCCCGCCCCCCCCCCACAUUAGUCGCACGUGAGACAUGUAAAUAUCAUUCUGGACGUCGGCGUGUCGUUUGCUUCGUACGGGAUGUGAUGUGGACCGUUUGUUUGGUGUGGGGGGGCUGGGAGGGGUUCGAUGAAAGCACACGUCUUUGCGGAAGAUGCUGACCAACGCACGGGCGUUCUUAAUGCCCGUGGCGGCCCUUUCUUUUUUUCCACGAUGCUAAAUUUGCACCGCCGCUCGGCCUCACUGGUCAUGCGCGUGCGUGCGUGUCGUACGCCAAGAAAUACACACAAAAUACAAAAACAUGGCAUGGCGGGACUGAUCAUAUUGAUCCCAGAGGGGUGUUGGAAAGGAUGUAGGUCGACCACAGCCGCACUUGACCUGAAUUUCCACAACUGGCGAGGUUCUUGGAUUGAGCAUUGAAGCACACGCAGCGCCCCCCACUGGUCGGCCGUACGUCACGUCUCACCUGGCCCCUGUUGCUAUGGAAACGCAACGCCGGCCCCAACACGCAAUGUUUUUUUUGGUGCGUUUUUUUUGUCCUCAUGCAAGCGGAGACUGUGGAGGACGUUUGAUGGAGACGGUUUGUUGUUUUUCACCAUCGGUGUCUUGCUUUUUAGUUUUUGUAAAAGGCGUCCCGUCCAGCGCUGUGCCUGUCGUCACGGCGCAAACACGCAUCUUUACAUUGCCCUUUUUGACUUUUUCUUUCUCUUCUUUUUUUUUAACACCCGACGCCGCAAUGCACGGGACGGCGUGGGAUGAAACCGGACCGCUAGGUCAGAACUGAAGAACUGGACCCAAAGGGACCAGCUGAAUGGAGCUCGUAUGAGGCAGAAAGUGACUUCCUGUGAGAGCUAUGACCCCCCCCCCACCGCCCCGCUAGGCACCGCCCGCCCCACACAGGAGCACCUGGGCCACUAAACCACAGCAGAACCACACAAGCAAGCACCGGUCCGACCCAAACGAGACGUUCACAUUUUUCUAUGGUGACAUUCAUUGUGAUUGUGUACAAGUUGCUGACGUCCACGGAUGUUUUAUCGUUUUUCACAGGGGACGGCAUGGAAUCAAAUGUGUCAUUCACGCGUAUUUGCAGUUUUUGCACCUGCUCUUUGCAUCCACUAAAGGGUUUCCCAAACCUUGCUGGCCAAGUUUGAUGAUUUGUCAAGAUUAGCGCGUCUUGAGCGGCUUUGCAUUGAUGCUUGACAUCGACGUGUCGACGUGAGUGUCAUUGGGAGAUCGCAGUUUCGUAGGAAACGUUUCUUUAAUGAUAUCAAAUACAGCGAAACCUCUGUUUUCGUAGUCCCUUCCAAAAAGUCAGACAAAAAGCGAAGGCAUUUUUCCCAUAGGAAAUCACGUACAUCCAAUUAAUCCGUUACAGAAACCCCAAAAUAUUACCCAAAAAUGUCUUUUACAGAGAAUAAUUCUAGCUUUACGUACAGAAAAUAAUGACCGCUAAAUGACGAAUGAAAAGGAUAACUGGACAUCAAACAUUACUUUUGCCUUUACUGAAGACUUUCAUAGGUUUUCCUGCCAAAUGAUCGGCACACGGACUCCUACAGGCAGUUUGUUAGGCGCGGUGUUUGGCCGUACGAAACUGUGUACAGUGUACAGACACUGGAAUGUCAAAAAUUGUCGUAGAAAACCGAAUCGUACAAAAACCGAGGUUUGACUGUACUAAAAUGCAUCGCGGCUUGGAUGUACUUGAUUGAUGAUUGCAGCGUUACGUUCGUUAUUCAUUUGUUCCAAGAAAGAGAUGGGAAUUUCAGACAAAAAACAAAUCACACGAAAAGUGGGGCGUACGAAAAUUGAGACGUGUACAAAAACUGGCACGCAAUUGCGUCGAAAGUUGUCGUCCCAAAAAAAAUUAUGAACCCAAGACGAAGUACAGAAAAUGACAUGAAAUUGCGGCGAAAACAUACACGUCAUAUAAAACAGAAUUGUAUGAAACGUAGGGCACACGAAAACUGACACAGAAUUUUGCCGAAAACUGUCAGCGAAAACAGAACAGCAUCAGAAAGUAGGGCGUACAAAAACUGGGACAUGGGACAACAUUUUGGCAAAAACUGUCGUUGAAACUGAAUUGUAUGAAAAGUAGGGCAUACGAAAAUGGAGGUUUGACUGUACUAAAAUACAUCGAGGCUUGGAUGUACUUUACUUUGCCGAGAGAGUGUGUGCUUGAUUGAUGAUUACCUCAAUUUUCCUUAUUAAUUUGCUGCAACUCGACUAAAAGAGAAUCAUAUGAAAAUUGGGGCGUACGAAAACCGAGACGAUGUACAAAACCUGAGACAAAAUUAUGCCGAAAAUUGUCAUCAAAAACAGGAUCAGAUGAAAAGUAGGCCGUACGAAAACCGAAACAGAGUACAAAAACUGGGACGGAAUUGUGACGAAAACUGAUGUUGAAAAACAAAUCGUAUGCAAAGUAGGUUGUACGAAAACCAACGUUUGACUUUACUAAAAUCCAACGAGGCGUGGAUAUACUUUAUUUACUUUGCCAAGAGAGUGUGUGCCUCAUUGAUGAUUACCUAUGUUUUCGUUAUUAAUUCAUUGCAAAGGUCAGACGGAAACAGAGGCAAAAAUUCAACUACAUUUGACAUAUAUGCAUAUAAACAUACAUAUUGACAUAUUAAUAUAGGCUAUAUACUGUAUAUAUACAUAUAUACAUAUACAUAUAUACAUAUAUAAAUAUAUAUAUACAUAUAUACAGUAAUAUGCUGUACAAAAAAAAUUUAAUUAAUAUGUAAAUUAAAUUUCAACAAAAAGUAGGGCAUACAAAAACUUAGAUGGUGUACAAACAGACAAAAUUUUGGUGAAAUUUGUCGUCGAAAACCGAAUCAUAUGAAAAGUUGGACAUACAAAAACCAAGACUGUGUACAAAAACUCGGAGGAAGUUUUGGCGAAGAUUGUCGUUGAAAAUUGUAUGAAAAGUAAGGCGUGCGAAGGACGAAACGAUGCACAAAAACUGGGACGCAAUUCCGGCAAAAGAUGUUGUCAAAAACCAAAUCGUGAAAAUACGAAAACUGUGAUGACAUUUUGGCAAAAAUUCUUGUUAGAAAGUGAAUCGUAUGAAAACGGGUGUACGAAAACCAAGAUGGGCUAAAAAAAACUGGGCCAAAAUUUUGUGAUUGAAAACCGAAUUGUAUAAAAAGUAGGAAAAACAAUGUACAAAAACUGGGACAAAAUUUGAUCAAAAACUGAAUCGUGCAAAAAGUAGGGCCUAUGAAAGCUGAGGUUAGACUGUACUAAAAUGCUUAGAUUUGAAUGUCCGGCUGAUUAAUUACAGUGGUACCUCGGUUUUCAUUAUUCAUUCAUUACAAACCGACGGCGCAAACUGUGAUAGAAAACCAAAUCGUACAAAAAGUAGGGCACAGGAAAACCCAGGUUUGACUGAACUAAAACACAUCAAGGCUUGGAGAAGUUUACCUUGCAGAGAGAGCGUGUGCCUGAUUGAUGGUCACCUCAGUUUUUGUUAUUAAUUUGUUCCAAACCGAUGACGAAAAUAGUCAUUGAAAACCGAAUUGUAUGAAAAGUAGGGCAUAGGAAAACCAAGAUGUGAACAAAAACUGGGACAAUAUUUCAGUGAAAAUUGUCGUUGGAAACCGAAUCAUGUGAAAAAUAGGGUGUACGAAAACCGAGGUUUCACGGUGGUAGUUGUAUUUCGCCUGAUUGAUGAUUGCAACGGUUCCUCAGUUUUUGUUAUUAAUUACUUCCAAAAAGUCUGACAAUAUUUCUGAUGUAAACCGAAUCAUACAAAAACUGGGGCAUACGAAAACCGACAUUUGACUGCACUAUAACAAUAAAACUGCACCCAUUUGGGGCCACCGAAAUCAUAAUUUUUGGGAAACCCUGAUUCUAAAAACAUGAAAUGUUUCUGUUAUGUACAAGUAGGACCUCAAACUAACAAACUAAGACGGUCACACGGACUGAGGGGGAAGGUAGAAGCAGACAGUCUAUCUUUUUUCCGUUAUUUCCUAUCGCUAAAGAGGAAAAAUGUGAUAAUCUUUUGGUUUUAUUUGAAGUUUCUGUUUAACAAAGUGGUGCAAAUGCAGCCGCGGUGGGUCAAGGGCUCAUAAAAGUUGUAAAAGUUGCCGUCAUCGAGGAAAAAGCACGAAUGGUUUUCUUUUUCUAAGCCUUUCUACGGCGUCUGCAGAGAGACAAAACACUUUCCAGCCAAGUUCAGCGUCACUUUGAUUGUGCUUCACUCUUUACGUUGAACAAACCAAAAUGCAACCAGAGGGGCAAUAACUUGUUUUCUGUUCACAGAAAGAGUCAACUGCAGUAUAUAGAUAAAUAUAUAUAUAUAUAUAUAGAUAUAUAUAAAUGUAUAUGUAAAAGAUCUUUAAGUAACAUUCUCAUGUUUUUUAAUGUUGAUUUCACACAAAAAAAUGCCGCAAAUGAUACUUGGAGUUUUUUUAAUUCUCGAUUAAUUUUACAGUAUCUGUAACGAUGUUAUGUCCAGAUGAGGUAUAGCUGUGGAGACGUUGUAUAAAGUAUCACAUGACAUCCCGACACUUCAACGUCUUUCUCGGCGCCAUUAGUUGUUGCCACGCUGGGAUUUGGGAGGGAAAUAAAACAACGACCUUCUUCUUUUUGUUGUCUGAAUGUCCUGGACAGCCUUUACUUUUCACAUCAUCGUUGAAUAAAGUGAGACUGAAAGUGAGACGCUCUGCUCCAACCCUUUUUUUUUUACUCUGUGAACCAUCUGAAAAAUAUCGCUUACUGGCUUUUGUUUGAUGGAAAACCAAGUAGGUGCUUUUUUUUUCGUAUUAAAAAUAUACAAAACCGUA
Messenger RNA from Dunckerocampus dactyliophorus (ringed pipefish), 8555 nucleotides. It is a transcript of the gene gabbr2, whose product is annotated as gamma-aminobutyric acid (GABA) B receptor, 2. Gene Ontology annotation, cellular component: membrane; G protein-coupled receptor heterodimeric complex. The record is from RefSeq and is a predicted model, not a curated record. The transcript has 19 exons. Gene Ontology annotation, molecular function: G protein-coupled GABA receptor activity. Gene Ontology annotation, biological process: gamma-aminobutyric acid signaling pathway; G protein-coupled receptor signaling pathway. Lineage: Eukaryota; Metazoa; Chordata; Actinopteri; Syngnathiformes; Syngnathidae. The coding region runs from base 616 to 3432 and encodes 938 amino acids.